This is a messenger RNA of Mastomys coucha (southern multimammate mouse), 2955 nucleotides long. RefSeq names its product C-terminal binding protein 2 (gene Ctbp2). Gene Ontology annotation, molecular function: NAD binding; transcription corepressor activity; oxidoreductase activity, acting on the CH-OH group of donors, NAD or NADP as acceptor. The record is from RefSeq and is a predicted model, not a curated record. Lineage: Eukaryota; Metazoa; Chordata; Mammalia; Rodentia; Muridae. The transcript has 9 exons. The annotation marks the transcript as partial.
UCAUUUGCUCUGCCAAUGCCGGUUCCCAGCAGGCACAUCAAUAUUGGCCGUUCUCAGAGCUGGGAUGCUGCUGGCUGGUAUGAAGGCCCUUGGGAGAAUGCUGGGCCUCCAGGGAGGAGAAGUUCUCUGACGUACAGCCCUGGAGAAGGGACCUGGUGUGAGCUGCUAAACCAUCGUGCCCAGGACACUGAGUCCUACCUGUCCCGGGAAGCUUUUUAUAACUCACUGGCAUCAAGAAAGGGGUCCGUGCCUGACUUCACCUUCUACGACAGCAGGCAGGCAGUGAUGUCUGGCCGUGGCUCCAUGCUGCCACAAGACUACUAUGGCGACCCAUCCAGGGGCACCAGGGUACCCAAGGAGCCUCCUUUCUAUCGGGACCCAGGAACCAGCCGGCCGGUGCCCAGCUACGGAGUGCUUGGCAGCAGAAUGCCAUGGGAGCAGAUACAAGGCCAGUUACCUGCCCUGCAGGAUGCUGGCCACCUGUACCGGGAAUCUGGGGGUAAAACUGUCUCGCAUGGGCAGCGGACACAUGGCAGGGCUCCAUCUCCUGGGAGGUAUGGAAGGGAACAGCCUGAUACUAGAUUAGGGAUAGAGGUACCCACCUAUUCCCCCAACUCCAGUCAGGUCUACAACGAUAUCUGCGAAAGACCUGUUGACUCUACCCCUGCCAGACAGGUGGCCCCAACAUGCCUGGUUGUGGACCCCAGCUCAGCUGCCCAUACUGAGAACAGCACAGGGGUGGGCCCAGGUUCCCUGAAUAGAGGCUAUGGGCCUACCCGAGAAAGCAUCCAUUCAAAGCUGGCCUAUGAGAAUUAUGAAGCUGACUUGUCUACAUUCCAAGGACCCGGGGGCAAGAGGACCGUGUACCCUGAGUUUUUGGCCCUGCUGAGGGCAGAGGGUGUGGCAGAGGCCACCCUGGCAGCCCUGUUACAGCAAGGCUUUGACUCCCCAGCUGUCUUAGCCACCAUGGAGGAUGCUGACAUCAAGUCUGUUGCACCCAACCUAGGCCAGGCCCGUGUCCUGAGCCGCCUAGCCAGCAGCUGCAGGACAGAGAUGCAGUUUCGGAGACAGGACCGGACAGGCCCUCCACCCCGAAAUCGGUCCAGUAGCUUCAGCCACCGAAGUGAGCUGCUGCCCAAUGACAUGGCCUCACUGGGUACAGCCCUGCAGUUUCACCCUGCUGGACCCUUGCAGACACCCUCUCCCCGAGCUGGAGAUCUCGGUCGCCGCCCCUCCAGUGCACCUUCCCAGCACCUUCUGGAGACAGCAGCUACUUACUCCGCCCCAGUGGUGGGGACCCAAAACCCCCACUUAGCCUCCAACUCUGGAUAUAGCUCUCCUACCCCCUGUGCCCUAACUGCACGGCUGGCCUCCUCAUAUCCUUCACAAGCUGGGGUAGCUUUGACUGCUAACCCAGGCCCCUCUGUCCCCCUUCACUCAAGUCCCAGAACUGCCUACUCCACCUCGUACACAGUGCCCAUGGAACUGCUUAAGAGGGAGCGCAGCAUGACCGCCUCUCCGCUGCCCAGCCCCCACAGCAGCCCCCAGCUCCUACGGAAACCUGGAGCAGCCCCCAUGGAGCCAUCUGCCCUGCCACCAGUCAGCCAAAGUCUCCACACACCUCAUUCACCGUACCAGAAGGUGGCCCGUCGGACAGGGGCUCCCAUCAUCGUGUCAACCAUGCUAACUACAGAACCAAGUAUCCGCCCCCAGAUCAUGAACGGCCCCCUGCACUCCCGCCCCCUAGUGGCACUGCUGGAUGGCAGAGACUGCACUGUGGAGAUGCCCAUCCUAAAGGACCUGGCCACCGUGGCCUUCUGCGAUGCACAGUCCACUCAGGAAAUCCAUGAGAAGGUGUUGAAUGAGGCUGUGGGUGCUAUGAUGUACCACACCAUCACCCUCACCAGGGAAGACCUGGAGAAGUUCAAAGCCCUGAGGGUGAUCGUGCGAAUUGGUAGUGGCUACGACAACGUGGACAUCAAGGCAGCUGGCGAGCUUGGGAUUGCCGUGUGCAACAUCCCAUCUGCUGCAGUGGAAGAGACAGCAGAUUCGACAGUCUGCCACAUCCUCAAUCUAUAUCGGCGGAACACGUGGCUCUACCAGGCCCUACGAGAAGGCACACGAGUACAGAGUGUGGAACAGAUCCGUGAGGUCGCCUCAGGAGCUGCUCGGAUCCGAGGGGAGACAUUGGGUCUCAUUGGCUUUGGUCGCACGGGGCAGGCAGUUGCUGUUCGAGCCAAGGCAUUUGGAUUCAGCGUCAUAUUUUAUGACCCCUACUUACAGGAUGGGAUAGAGCGGUCUCUGGGCGUUCAAAGGGUCUACACCCUGCAGGACUUGCUGUAUCAGAGCGACUGUGUCUCCUUGCACUGCAAUCUGAAUGAGCACAACCACCACCUCAUCAAUGACUUCACUAUCAAACAGAUGAGGCAAGGUGCAUUCCUUGUGAAUGCAGCCCGAGGUGGACUGGUGGAUGAGAAAGCCUUAGCUCAGGCCCUCAAAGAGGGCAGGAUACGAGGAGCUGCUCUGGAUGUGCAUGAGUCUGAGCCCUUCAGCUUUGCUCAAGGCCCAUUGAAGGAUGCUCCAAAUCUCAUCUGCACACCACACACAGCCUGGUACAGUGAACAAGCAUCACUAGAGAUGAGGGAAGCAGCUGCCACUGAGAUCCGCCGAGCAAUCACAGGUCGCAUCCCAGAAAGUUUACGAAACUGUGUCAACAAAGAAUUCUUCGUGACUUCGGCUCCUUGGUCAGUCAUUGACCAGCAAGCAAUUCAUCCUGAGCUCAAUGGUGCCACAUACAGGUAUCCACCAGGCAUUGUAGGUGUGGCUCCAGGAGGGCUUCCUCCAGCUAUGGAAGGGAUCAUCCCUGGAGGCAUCCCUGUGACUCACAACCUCCCCACAGUGGCACACCCUUCCCAAGCUCCUUCCCCCAACCAGCCCACAAAACACGGGGACAAU